AUGGCGCCUGCACUUCUCCAAACCAUCCCCCUAGAACAUCUCCCCGAAUCGCACACCCUCCACAUCGCCUUGUACCGCAACAUCACCAACGCUUCUUUCCUCCACCAACAACUCCUUACCGGAAACACCGAUUUCGAAUAUGCGUUUAUCGACGCGACCGUUGUCCUUUCGAAAUUACAUAUUUUAGCAGCAGCAUAUAGAGCGAUUAAUGAUGCAUUGGAAGAGAGAUUAAAGAGUCGAAAUAUUCAUUCGGAGAUUGUUUUCUCGCUGAGUAUGAAUAAUAAUAUUGCAGAAUCUUUCCGUCGCUUCGGUAUAACCCCAACUACCACCUCUCUCCUCGUCGUCAAAGUAGCACCCGCAUCCUCCGCGUCUCAAAUAUCAGAACAUCUUUCGUCUGUGAUUGAAGGUGAACCUGUUCCAUUUGAUGAUGAGUCUUUAGCGAGUAUGGUGGAUAUUGCGAGAGUGAAGAAACUUUACAAGUUGAACGCUCUUGGCGGUGGCGCGAAGAAAGGCGGUGCGAAUGGCGUGAGUGGAAAAACUGAGAAUAAAGUGGAUGGGACGAAAGAAUUAGAGAUCAUGGUUCUGGGUGCGAUGGCGCUGAGGGGUGCUACCAAUUAG
This is a messenger RNA of Botrytis byssoidea, 618 nucleotides long. RefSeq lists its product as uncharacterized. NCBI's taxonomy places the organism in Eukaryota, Fungi, Ascomycota, Leotiomycetes, Helotiales, Sclerotiniaceae. Gene Ontology annotation, cellular component: cytosol; nucleus; EKC/KEOPS complex. Gene Ontology annotation, biological process: tRNA threonylcarbamoyladenosine modification; telomere maintenance via recombination. The record is from RefSeq and is a predicted model, not a curated record. The transcript is spliced from 3 exons. Bases 1 to 618 code for a protein of 205 amino acids.